This is a messenger RNA of Carassius auratus (goldfish), 2508 nucleotides long. RefSeq names its product metalloendopeptidase OMA1, mitochondrial-like. Gene Ontology annotation, biological process: mitochondrial protein processing; protein quality control for misfolded or incompletely synthesized proteins. NCBI's taxonomy places the organism in Eukaryota, Metazoa, Chordata, Actinopteri, Cypriniformes, Cyprinidae. The coding region runs from base 387 to 1868 and encodes 493 amino acids. Gene Ontology annotation, cellular component: mitochondrial inner membrane. The transcript is spliced from 8 exons. The record is from RefSeq and is a predicted model, not a curated record. Gene Ontology annotation, molecular function: metalloendopeptidase activity.
UUGCUGUUCGCAGGGGGAGAGAUUUAACUGUCGCAGUGAAUCUCGCGGAAGAGAGUUUGGAGGGCAACUUUACAAUGAAGAACUUCUCAAAACAGACAGAUAAACUUUUAUAAAUAAUUAGCGUGUAUAAUUAAGAAGUCAUAGCAAUGCAAGUCUAACAACACUGAAAGUUUUCGCGAUCUGGUUAAAGUCUAAUAAGUGUAAUGCCCUCGAUCAUCACACCUGCUACAUGUAGACUUUCAUUGACUUGUGACAUUAAGUUAGUACGUGGAUUUAAAAAUGCAUAAUGUGACCAUAUAACCUUAAAACUGUGAUUUAGUUUAUCACUAUAUUUAUUACGCAAACGAGGGAAUGAAGUUGAAUGUCUAGUGUGUUUUAUUUUGACAAUGGAGCAGAUUUGUAUUCGUCUGGUCAAACUUGAUAUGCUGUCCAUCAUAAGAGCCUCAAACCGCUUCCCUUCAGCGAUCAGAUGCUGUGUACAGAGACUGUGUCUCCGCCGUGCAUCACUCUGUGCCUCUGAUCUCACGAGGACAAACUCAUCUGUCACUGCUGCUGCUUCUCUCUGUCUGAGAUCAAGAUCAAGACUUAACACCUGUAUAACUGCGUUCAGACCUGCAGCUGAACGGGUGCCGCGGAUCAUUCAGCCCACGCGCGAGUUUCACACCUCAGGCAGACUGAGAGCUUUACCUGCGCCCUUGAUAUGGAUGCUACUGAAGCCCCUACAGAAGCUCACGGCCAUCAUACUGGGCAGGAGCAUCAGAAAAUGGUGGUUAGCCCUGCCGCCCAAUAAAAAGCAGCUGUUUCGUGAAUGGACGUGGCGUCGACGUUGGCACCUGGUGGGAGCAGGGACAGGACUGCUGUUCUUCGUCUCCAUCUGUUUACUCACUCACCUGGAUGAAUCUCCAGUUACAGGCAGGACCCGACUGCUGCUGUUCAGCAGGGAGAACUUCAUGGAACUGGCUCGAGUCUCUGGGGAAGCGUACAUGGAGGAGUUCAAGGAUUCUCUGAUCGCUCCGUCAGAUCCCAGGCAUCAGGUGGUGGAGCAAGUGGUUCGGGUUCUGGCCGAGAGAAACCAGGACGUUGCUGAGAUUUCCUCUGUCCCCUGGACAGUCCAUGUGGUGGACGGCCCCACAAUCAAUGCAUUUGUUUUGCCUGAUGGGAAUGUCUUCAUCUUCACAGGAAUGCUGGAGGCUGUAGCAGACAUCCAUCAGCUGGUCUUCAUACUGGGACAUGAGAUGGCUCACGCUCUGAUUGGUCAUGCAGCAGAGCAGGCCAGUUUGUCUCACGUGGUGGAGCUGUUGUCUCUGAUCCUGUUAACGGCGAUCUGGGCGAUCUGUCCUCGGGACAGCUUUGCAGUGCUGGGACACUGGAUACAGAGCAAACUAGUGCAGUUCUUAUUUGACCGGCCCUUCAGUCGUAAGCUGGAGGCAGAGGCAGACCAGGUCGGCCUGAAGCUGGCUGCAAAGGCGUGUGCUGACGUGAGGGCAGGCCCAGUGUUUUGGCAGCAGAUGGAGAUCUAUGAUCAGUUGAGAGGUGAACCCACCAUCCCCGAGUGGCUGUCCACACACCCUUCCCACCAAAACCGUGUCAGACAGUUGGACCGCCUCGUCCCUGAGGCUUUGGAGCUCCGUGCAAGCUGUGACUGUCCUGCCCUCCCCAAAGCUGACCCCCGUGUCGUUUUCCACCAGGCUGUUAAAUUGCUUCUGGACAAUGCCAAAAAACAAGAACAGAUUGCACAAGAGGAAAAGAAUGAGAAGGAGAGAGCUGGAGUCAUGUUGCCAUUCCCUCAAUCCCCUCCUGUCCUGACUCAAGGGUCUCAGCCGCAGCGGGGGGGAGUGCUGGCCACAUCCGCUCUGCUUAGUAAAUGAGACUUGAUGAAACAUGACUGACAGGGAUAAAUUCAAGCUUUCCUUUUCACUUCUCUUUUUCCAGUGCAGUAGCUCUGAACAAGGCCUAAGAGGGUCGUGGAUAGAACCAGGCACUUUUUUGAUCCACUUGAUUAGCUGUCUCUUUGAUACCCAUGUCAGUUAGUCUGUGAGAUGAUUUAAGUGGGAGUAUGUAGAUCAUUUGUGUGUGAUGCUCGAGUUUAUGCUCCUCCAAGCAUCCACGGCAGUGCAGUCAUGUUAAUAAUGGAGCAAUUAUAAAUGGGCUUUUGAUUGGUUUUAAUGAUGUUAUUAGCAUAAGACCCCUGUGAAGCUGAAUGCGUUAUGGUGUACAGUACAUUAUUCAUCAAACAUCUGCCUCUUCUUUAAUGUCCCCUAUAGGUUCCAGGAUGUAAUGUAACUCUGCUGCAUAGCAGCUAAUGUCACUGUGUUUGAUGCUGUGUGGAGCUUUGGACACACUGCAUUAUUAAGAGGAUGUAUCAAUGGCCAGCUGACGCUAAAUGAGCCCAGUGCUUGUGUUCUUGACAAGUGUUGAGUUUAUUUUAAAUGCACUCUGAAUGAAUAGUAUGAAUGUAAAGAAUAUGACUGUAAUUAUGCACAAGAUAAAUGAAUCUACCAGUCUUGU